Molecule: messenger RNA, 6069 nt
Organism: Syngnathoides biaculeatus (alligator pipefish)
Lineage: Eukaryota; Metazoa; Chordata; Actinopteri; Syngnathiformes; Syngnathidae
Product: vang-like protein 1
Exons: 8
Coding region: 4419-6029 (536 amino acids)
Biological process (GO): multicellular organism development
Cellular component (GO): plasma membrane
Source: RefSeq, a predicted model, not a curated record
ACUGAUGCCCUCAACAGGCCUGGCCGUGCAUUUUAUAGCCAUACACAAAUUCACAGAUAUUAACACUAAUACCUGCAGACUGCAAAUGAUGUAUAUGUUUAAUCAGGUUUCAAAUCAAGUAUUCAAUUGAGUUUUGUUCAAAUAUGGUGUGCCCUUGCCCAGUCGCGGUUCACUGUUCACGGCCCUGCAUAUUCGCAGAACUUGCUUUCCCAAUUAAAAAAAAAAUUGCCAUAUUUUCGCAGUCAUUGAGGUCUUAAAUUGUCUUCCAAAUAGACGAGGCGCCAGAUUAUACAUGGCGCUUUACGAUGCGGUGCACCUGAUGUGCACACUGUGUUUGCAAAUGUUGUUGUGUGACUUGUCCAAUAAAGUACACUUAAACACACUGCUUAGGAGGUCCUUAGUGCCGCAAAGCAUCCCGAGAGGAUGUAAAUAGCAUUUAAAAUGGAUGUUUUGUGUCAAUUAUUUAUUGAGUCAUUCCUUUAUUUAAAAAAAAAAUAUAUUAUUUAAAUUCUGGUCGUCUAUCCAGCGUCUCAGGAGGGGGGAGUAGUGCAUUGUCGCAAAUGUGUAUGAUGAGGAUGGACGCUGCUGUCCUCGGCUCGGGACGUUGUGAGUUGGUGGGCAGUGCGUGUGAGUUUGCCAAAUCAGUCUACAUGGGUUUGUGAACUUGGAGAAGGUAUUCGACUGUGUCCCUUGCGGAGUUUGCCGAAUGUGGGGGGUGCUUCAUGGGGUGCCGAACCCCUUUAUAUGGGAUGUUCGGUACCUGUAUGACCGAUGACAGAGUUUGGCUGUAAGUCAGACUCGUUUCCAGUGAGAGUUUGAUUCUGACAAGGCUUCCCUUUGUCACGAUUCUGUUCAUAACUUUUAUGUACAGAAUCUCUAAGUGCAGCCGAGGUGAAGAGGGGGACCGGUUUGAUAGCCUCAGUAUUGCACCUCUUCUAUUUGUAGAUGAUGUGGUUCUGUUGGCUUCAGCAAGCCGUGAUCUUCAAAACUCACUGGACCAGUUUGCAGCCAAGUGUGAAGGAGCUGGGAUGAGAAUCCGCAUCUCCAAAUCUGGGACCAUGAUCCUCAGUCGUGCCCUCUCUAGGUCAUGAAUGAGAUCUGGCCCCAAGUAGAGGAUUUCAAGUAUCUUGAGGUCUUGUUCACAAGUGAGGGAAGAAUGGAGCAGGAGAUCGACAGGCAGAUCGGUGGAGCUUCUGCAGUGAUGCAGACUUUGUAUCGCACCAUUGUGGUAAAGAAGGAUCUAAGUCGGAAGGUGAAGCUCUCAAUUUACUGGUCAAGCUACACUCAUACCUUCACCUAUUGUGGUGAGCUGUGGGUCCUGACUGAAAGAACAACAUCUUGGAUACAAGCGGCUGAAAUUAUUUUUCGCCGCAUGAUGUUCGGGCUCUCCCUUGGGCAUAGGAUGAGAAGCCUGGUCAUCUAGGAGGGAUUUAGAGUGGAGCCGCUGCUCCUCUGGAUUGAGAGGAGCCAGAUGAGGUGCCUAGGCCAUCUGAGUCAAAUGCCUCUUGGAUGUGUCUCUUGUGAGGUGUUCCGAGCAUGUCCCACCGCAAUGGAUGACCCAUGACACACUGGAGAGACUACGUCUCUUGGAUGGCUUGGGAACACCUCAGGAUCCUCCCAGAAGAGCUGGAUAAACUGACUGUGGAUAGGGAAGUCUGGGCGUCCCUGCUUCUGCGACCUGACCUUGGAUAAGUAGUGGAGGAUGGAUAGAUUAAUAGGAUGCUUAGUUUAAAAGACAAAAUAUUGAGUUUAUACGGCAGCGCAACCCAAAUAAAAGUUUUGGUCAUUGUUUUCAGCUCAAGAGUACUUGAGCUAUCUAUCGAAAUCCAACCAGAGGCUGACAUCUUUUCGGAGUUUCCACUGGAUCUCAAGGGUCUUGUGGAAUGUGAGUAAAUGCUUCACUAUUAUAUUGUGAAUGAGCAAUAGUGGGCGCGAAAUCACUGGGAGUGGCAGAAACUAUAACAAAAAAGUCACCAGGUUUGGACAGUUUCCACUCCUGUAUUUAUUUUUUUUUUUACUUAUCUAGUCAGUAGCUAUCUAGUCAAUAGUUCAGGGUUGUGUGUGGUCAGUGCCCAACUGGAGGUUGGAUUUAGUGACAUUCUGGAAUGUCAAUUGAAUUCCACAGAAGUAAUAAACUUAAUUUGCUUUACCAUGAACAGAAACACGACAAACAUGUGAUGUGAUAUGCCCAUUUUCGUCAGGCUGCUGCUUGUCUCGUGACUUUGAUUGCCAUGGAGAUUUUAUGUUUGGCCCAAGAGAAGUCACAGAGACACGUGUGAUAUUAGAGGCAGCUGUAGUUUCCCAGUGCAAGUGAAUUGUUAAGCUUUACUUUAAAGUAAUGCCCAUGACGAUGACUUUGAUUCCACGAAACAAAAAACAAAUGGAUGGCUUUCUUGGAAGCGAUUUCAGAAUUGGAAGCAGAACAGGCCUCCAAUGUGGUUCAAGUGAUGUUCCAAAUUUAUCAUAUUUGUGCUUUCUAACCCGUUUAGUAGGUAUGUCCUUGAAAGCUUCAAAGCCGGUCACUAUGAUAAGGUCCAGUGAUUUCAGGCUAUUUGAUAGCAGCCAUUAAUUAGCUCCUUAUACAUUGUGACGUUUGAGGGUUCUAUAAGUCAGUUACAUAAAUAGUUUGAUUACAUGCUUAGCAAUGAUCACAGCCAUAUAUUGCCAGUCAAUUCUAACAGGACUCGAUCAUAGUAAAUAGAGGUCAACAAUGGAGGACAUUCAGUAUUUGGUGUUCUUUCCUCAUGUGACUCCUUACUACAAGAAAUAUGUAAACUUUGAGCAUACUAAAGACAAUGUUAACUAAAUUUUAAACUGAACUGUACACGUGUGAAAAAAUACUCCUCCUUUUCAUCCCAUAUGUUAUGAAUGUUAAUUCAGUAUCACUUCUUAGUGAACUUUAUUGUGUAUUUAGAAAUUCUGUACAAAUUUUCAAAGUCUGUUGUAUUAGUAUGGUUAAUCCUAACCCAUCUGAAAUACAAGUCAAGUACUAGGCCUUGGAUUUUAUUAACUUUGUAGUAAGUAUUCUAAAAUUAGGCACGCCAACAGGCACAGAUCAGAAAUUAGCUUUUGCACUCUGCAUGAACUUAAACCCAUUGACCGAUAAGUCCCGCAUUUAGCAGGGUACCGUUGCGUUUAAGGAGAUUAAGCAGGUGAUGAGGAGAACAAAAUCGCAGUCCUGUUUGGUGAAACCCUGUCACUAUUUUCAUCUAGCAAAAAAUACAAAUUAUGUGAUCAUUUUCAUGCGUUAAUAAAAACUUGGAAACGUGCAUUAGAUAUGGAUUAAAACACAGCCUUGUAUAAACAAUACACUUGAAAUUGAUACUUGACAAUAUAAUUUUGGCCAGUGAGAGAGAUAUGGACUUUACCGACCAAUUGUGGUAAUGCUCGUUGACAACAUCGUCGCGUCUCAGAAUAACACACAGAGUCGCAAGUCCAUUUUUUUUUUCGUUUUCUUUCCAAAAUUUGCCAAUCGUAGGGGCACCGGUGUGAGAGAGCAGGUACGUAGGAAAAUAAAAAAUCAGCUUGCCAAGGGACCGGCUAUUUCAGCAAACACCUUAGAAUGCACCUUUAUCAGCCGCGAGUGAGAACACGUAAUGGGAGGACUAUCGAUGUAACUGUGUAGCUGUGCAGUCACGUUAAUUAUUUUAGACCGCUUUCUUGAGGCGAACCUUGAUUUUUGCUCUUUUGUACAGUCCAGUGGAUGCUGUUUUUUUUUCCACCUAAAUCAUCACAACAUUCCUUUUCAGACAGGUUGUUUUUGUCAUACGACUGUCCAAAAUUUGGUGACUCAGAAAUUCAUGUGCCAGCAUCUGUGGGGAGUUGGUGGCCCGACAAUGAUAUAAUGGCCCCGGUCCAUUGGAUGUCGGUCAUUGUGAACUUGACGUUUGAUGUACUGGUAUUUUGGGAGAAGGAGAUUGUGAAGUAAAGUUGUGAUUGCAAGAAUGUUCCCAGUGGGGGGAAAAUGCUCAUCCAGUUUCGAAGCACCUUGAGGGCACAUUCGCCUUCACCCAAAAAAGCCAUAAACCUUUGUAUAUUGCUGGAAGCGUAGUAAGUAAGUUUCAGUGGAAGUUUCCAGUGGGGAGGUUGUGCAGCUUCUCAGGAGUGGGGAAAAAAAAAAACAAUUCAAAUCUUGUUUUACUUCUUCUUAGACAUGUCACAAGUGUAGCAGAUGUCGUGGCCAUUGUGGUAAUGUAUGAUGAAAAGGCUUGCAACUUGCCAAAUACCUGCUGAAAUGCACUUUCUCGAUUCCCCCGCCCUGGCCACAUUCUAAAUCUUCAUGCUGUUAACCCCCUACCUAGGUUGGUGUUUCCCAGCCUCAGGGUUGAUUUCCAAGCCGACCGCCUGAGCACGAGAGCUACCCUUUGCCUCUCUGUGAACGGGGACAUAUUCCACUUCAGUAAGACCACGGUGUUGCCAUGGACACGGAGUCAACGUACUCUGGCUAUUCCUACCACUCUGGACGUUCACGGGGCUCCCAUCGGCAUGGGGAGCGAAGCCGGGACCGCCACAAGUCUCGCAGCAAAGACAGCCGCUCAGAAAAAUCUGUAACUAUUCACCCUGCUCCUGCAGACCCAUUGCUGGGUGGUGCCACUGUUCAAACUGAGCAGCUUCAGGAUGACAACUGGGGUGAGACCACAACAGCUGUUACUGGCACAUCAGAACACAGCCUUUCUCAGGAAGACAUUGUGCGCAUCACUAAGGACCUGGAGGACAGUGUGGGGCUUGAUUGCCGCCGUUAUUUUACACUCACCCUUGCAGUAAUCCUGGGCCUCCUGGUAUUUUUCUCACCGCUGGCCUUCAUGGUCCUCCCGCACCUGCUCUGGCCAGAGAAGCUGCAGAGCUGUGGCACGGCCUGUGAAGGCCUCUUCAUCUCUGUGGCCUUCAAAUUGCUCAUCCUGCUGCUUGCUGUUUGGGCCCUCUUCUUCCGGCCCCCACGAGCCAGUCUCCCGCGCCUCUUUGUAUUCCGGGCUCUGCUUGCUGUUCUGGUGCUGCUCUUUGUGGUCUCCUACUGGUUGUUCUAUGGCGUGAGGAUACUAGAUUCGCAGGAUGAAAACUACCAGGGGAUUGUGCAAUACGCUGUGUCACUGGUGGAUGCACUACUCUUCAUUCACUACCUGGCCAUUGUGCUGCUGGAGUUAAGACAGCUUCAGCCCUAUUACUCUGUGUGUGUCACGCGUUCCACAGACGGAGAGACCAGGCACUACAACUUAGGGCAACUCAGUAUUCAGCGGGCAGCACUGGCCAUAUUGGAGCACUACUAUUGCGACUUCGCCAUCCAUAACCCAGCUCUGCUGUCCGCCUCCAAGUCGCGUGCCGCCAAGCACUUGGCUGGUCUCAAAGUGUACAACGUGGAUGGGGACUUUCCAGCUGCCCCUGCUGAAGGUCCGGGGAACAAUGCAGCCACAGGGAUGGCACACUCCCAGUCCAGAGCCAUGAUCGCAGCCGCCGCCCAUUGCCGGGACUCCGGCCACAACGAACUUUACUACGAGGAGGCCGAGCAUGAGCGGCGCGUGCGCAAACGUAAAGCCCGGUUGGUGGUUGCCGUAGAAGAGGCCUUCACCCAUAUAAAGCACAUGAAGGAGGAGGAGCAGAAGAAAACUCCAGGAGACAUUAUGGACCCGCGAGAGGCAGCACAAGCCAUCUUCCCAUCCAUGGCACGGGCCCUGCAGAAGUACUUGAGGACAACCAAACAGCAGCACUGCCAUAGCAUGGAGAGCAUCCAGCAGCACCUGGCUUUCUCCAUCAGCAACAACAUGUCACCUAAGGCCUUCCUGGAGAGUUACCUGAAGCCAGGUCCAACUCUGCAGUACAGCCGGGACCACUGGUUGGCCCGUCAGUGGACGCUGGUCAGUGAGGCGUCAGUCACCAGCGGCCUGAGGGACGGCACUGUUUUCGUGCUCAAGUGUGCAGACUUCGGCUUGGUGAUGACUGUCAAAAAGAUCCCCUUCAUCCGCAUGUCAGAGGAGUACAUUGACCCAAAGUCCCACAAGUUUGUCCUGCGAUUACAAUCGGAGACCUCUGUGUAGGUCUUCUUUUUUUUUAUGUUGUUCUUGUUUUUUUACCCAU